Messenger RNA from Kogia breviceps (pygmy sperm whale), 1797 nucleotides. RefSeq names its product eukaryotic translation elongation factor 1 alpha 1 (gene EEF1A1). Gene Ontology annotation, molecular function: translation elongation factor activity; GTP binding; GTPase activity. NCBI's taxonomy places the organism in Eukaryota, Metazoa, Chordata, Mammalia, Artiodactyla, Physeteridae. Gene Ontology annotation, biological process: translational elongation; translation. The record is from RefSeq and is a predicted model, not a curated record.
CCUUUUCCCGAGGGUGGGGGAGGACCAUAUAUAAGUGCCGUAGUCCGCGUGAACGUUCUUUUUCGCAACGGGUUUGCCGCCAGGACACAGGUGUCGUGAAAACCACCGCUAAACCUAAGCAAAAAUGGGAAAGGAGAAGACCCAUAUCAACAUCGUUGUCAUCGGACACGUAGAUUCGGGGAAGUCCACCACUACUGGCCAUCUGAUCUACAAAUGUGGUGGGAUCGACAAGAGAACCAUUGAAAAGUUCGAGAAGGAGGCUGCCGAGAUGGGGAAGGGCUCCUUCAAGUAUGCCUGGGUCUUGGACAAACUGAAGGCUGAACGCGAGCGUGGUAUCACCAUUGAUAUCUCCCUAUGGAAAUUCGAGACCAGCAAGUACUAUGUUACCAUCAUUGAUGCCCCAGGACACAGAGACUUCAUCAAAAACAUGAUCACAGGCACAUCCCAGGCUGACUGUGCUGUCCUGAUCGUUGCUGCUGGUGUUGGUGAAUUUGAAGCAGGUAUUUCCAAGAAUGGGCAGACCCGUGAGCAUGCCCUUCUGGCCUACACUCUGGGUGUGAAACAACUCAUUGUUGGAGUUAACAAAAUGGAUUCCACCGAGCCACCCUACAGUCAGAAGAGAUACGAGGAAAUUGUAAAGGAAGUCAGCACCUACAUUAAGAAAAUUGGCUACAACCCCGACACAGUAGCAUUUGUGCCAAUUUCUGGCUGGAAUGGUGACAACAUGCUGGAGCCCAGUGCUAACAUGCCGUGGUUCAAGGGAUGGAAAGUCACCCGUAAAGAUGGCAACGCCAGUGGAACCACACUGCUUGAAGCUCUGGAUUGCAUCCUGCCACCAACUCGCCCAACUGACAAGCCCUUGCGUUUGCCCCUCCAGGACGUCUACAAAAUUGGUGGUAUUGGCACUGUUCCUGUGGGUCGAGUAGAGACUGGUGUUCUCAAACCUGGCAUGGUGGUCACCUUUGCUCCAGUCAACGUGACAACUGAAGUGAAGUCUGUUGAAAUGCACCAUGAAGCUUUGAGUGAAGCCCUUCCUGGGGACAAUGUGGGCUUCAAUGUCAAGAAUGUGUCUGUCAAAGAUGUUCGUCGUGGCAAUGUGGCUGGUGACAGCAAAAAUGACCCACCGAUGGAAGCAGCUGGCUUCACAGCUCAGGUGAUUAUCUUGAACCAUCCAGGCCAAAUCAGUGCCGGCUAUGCACCUGUGCUGGAUUGCCACACGGCUCACAUUGCCUGCAAGUUUGCUGAGCUGAAGGAGAAGAUUGAUCGUCGUUCUGGGAAAAAGCUGGAAGAUGGCCCCAAAUUCUUGAAAUCUGGUGAUGCUGCCAUCGUUGAUAUGGUUCCUGGCAAACCCAUGUGUGUUGAGAGCUUCUCUGACUAUCCUCCUUUGGGCCGCUUUGCUGUUCGUGACAUGAGACAGACAGUCGCUGUGGGUGUCAUCAAAGCAGUGGACAAGAAGGCAGCUGGAGCUGGCAAGGUCACCAAGUCUGCCCAGAAAGCUCAGAAGGCUAAAUGAAUAUUAUCCCCAAUACCUGCCACCCCAGUCUUAAUCAGUGGUGGAAGAGCGGUCUCAGAACUGUUUGUCUCAAUUGGCCAUUUAAGUUUAAUAGCAAAAGACUGGUUAAUGAUAACAAUGCAUCGUAAAACCUUCAGAAGGAAAGGAGAAUGUGUUGUGGACCAUUUGUUUUGUGUGUGGCAGUUUUAAGUUAUUAGUUUUUAAAAUCAGUACUUUUUAAUGGAAACAACUUGACCAAAAAUCUGUCACAGAAUUUGAGACCCAUUAAAAAAGUUUAAUGAGAA